Messenger RNA from Trichoderma citrinoviride, 3399 nucleotides. RefSeq lists its product as hypothetical. Gene Ontology annotation, biological process: RNA polymerase II preinitiation complex assembly; transcription by RNA polymerase II. Gene Ontology annotation, cellular component: transcription factor TFIID complex. Bases 1 to 3399 code for a protein of 1132 amino acids. The transcript has 4 exons. The record is from RefSeq and is a predicted model, not a curated record. Gene Ontology annotation, molecular function: TBP-class protein binding; RNA polymerase II general transcription initiation factor binding; histone acetyltransferase activity. NCBI's taxonomy places the organism in Eukaryota, Fungi, Ascomycota, Sordariomycetes, Hypocreales, Hypocreaceae.
AUGGCUGAAGAGGAGACCGAGUUCUCGUCUUUCGACGACAAGGAUUGGGAAGCCCAAGAUGCCGCCGACGACCGCGAGAUCGCGCGACUUCUGGAGCAGAGCCAGGACGGCGCCGGCGGAGGACUUAAGCUUGACGACACCCCCUUCGAUCAGACCAACAAGGCAGACGAUGCAGAGGAUUUUGAGGACAUCAGCGACGACGACCUUCCCGAUGAAGAAGAACCGAGCGCGGGUACAUCGCUCGAACUGCCUGGACUGACGGACGAUGGCAACACUAGUAAUGAUGCAGACGAUCUGUUCGGAGAAGGCCCAUCCUCACCCAUCGACCCCGUCAACGGCCCAACGUCACCCGCGCCUCUCGUUCGCGAUGCCGAGGCAGCCGACGAUUCGCAAGCGGUCGACGCAGGCAUAAGCUUUGGCUCUAUCAAUUUCGACCCAGAUCCGCACGUCAAUGGCGCCCUUAACCAGGAUCCCGACAUUCCUGCGCCCGCCGAAUCGAUCGGAGACUUGCUAAAGGCCACUUGGCCAGCAUACAAGAAAGGCCACAUUCUGACAUGGAGCGAACUUUUGCCACCGAAGAAGGCGACCUGGAAGGAGAAGAAGCCGCUCAAGAAGCCCAAGUAUUUAGUCACGAGCAAGCUGAGCCUUGAUGUGGCUCCCGACGAUGAGAAACUCUUUCGGAUUCCCGGACCUGCAACUUCGACCAAAGCGAAACCCAACGAAUCAACAAUCAAUGGUCUGGUGCAUUGCAGUCCUGCAACCGAUGGUCAGGAAGAAGACAUUGCACAGUUCGACCUCGACCAUGACUCUGAUACGGAAACCGUCAUGGGCUUCACACUGCGCGAUAUCGAACUGGCCUGCGAAGAUUGGAGUGUCCAUAUCGAGAGCGUCGAGGCCAGCUUUGCGGCCCAACAGUUGGCUGCGGAGGAGGCCGCAUCGUCACAGAAGCGCCAGAUCGAAGAGGUUGAGCAAGAUGACGAAUGGGAUGCCGAGUUUCUGAUGGACGUCGCCGACGAACCCCAGCCUCGCCAGAAGAAGCGCAAGACGAUUCCGCUUGGCCUGCCAGAAAUUCCUCGAUACACCGCGCCCUCAUUCGACAACUUCGAAGAAGCGACUCGACGAGGUGCAAAGCGCGUUCACCUGGAAAUCAGCGACCCAUAUCUUCUGCUGGAAACGGAGUCCUACAAUAAUAACAAGAGACCGCGGCAGGAGGCGCAGUUGAAGCGCAUGGCCAACGGAAAUAUGGGCCGGGAUAUCUCACAGCGCUUCAACCUCUCCAACGAUGAGGCGUACGAACUCUUGAAGGAGAACCAUCAGAGCAAAGUCAGAGCUACUCUUGGCAACAUUUCGGUGGAGCACGGCAUGCCUGCCCUCAAGCUUUCAUGGCCGUAUUACAAAGUCAAGCUCAGCGGCACAACGGAUGAGUACCAUCGUCCCCGGUUCCGCUAUAAGAAAAUGGUGGGACACACCAUCAGGUUCGACAAGCCCCUACAUUUCAAGCGAAAGCAGAUGAAGGGCAAGGCGCAUGAGAUUUUCCAGAAGUCGAAAGAUCUGAGCCUCUACGAUAAUUCUACUGCUGUGCUCUUCGAAUACUGCGAGCCGAGGCCGAGAGUGCUGAACAACUUCGCCAUGGGCAACCGACUCAUCAACUACUACCGGCGAAAGGAAAACAGCAACGAAGAGGAGCAGCUCGCCAAGUUGGACCUGGGUGAGUAUCGUACUUUGCUUCCUGAAGACCGCUCGCCGUUUUCCCUCUUUGGCACUGUCGACCCCGGUGAAGUCGUGCCGACGCUACACAACGAGAUGUACAGAGCGCCUGUUUUCAAGCAUACGCCCCGAAGCACAGACUUCCUCGUUGUCCGCAGCACCACGGGCAUUGGCGGCCCGAAAUGGUACCUUCACAAGAUUGAUCACCUGCACGUCGUCGGCCAGGCCUUUCCAUCGGUGGACGUCCCUGGUCCGCAUAGUAGGCGUGUUACUAAUGCGUCAAAAAGCCGAAUGAAAAUGCUGGCGUUCAGGAUGAUCAGGCACAGUCGGACGGAUAACUGUCAGUUGUCCGACAUCACUAAGCAUAUUGCGGACUCCACAGACACUCAGAACCGACAGAAGCUGAAGGAAUUUCUCCAGUACGACAGGGAUAGCAAGGAGAAGGGAAUGUGGCGCCUGAAACCUGGAGAAAUACUUCCGGAUGAGAACGCUAUCCGUGCCAUGAUCAAGCCUGAGGAAGUGUGCCUGCUUGAUGCCAUGCAGCUUGGUAUCAAGGAGCUUGAGGAUGCCGGCUACGACCCUCGUAAUGCAACAAUUGACGAUGACGCACAGGGACUCGACGCCGAUGAGGAGGAAGACGACGAUGGCGAAGGGAGCAAAAUCGUCAAGGGGCCCAAGAAGGUUGUCGAGAAGCAGGAAGAAACACUUGCGGACAAAAUGGCGCCCUGGAAGACGACAAAGGCGUUCAUCGACGCUUGUGCUCAAAAGGCUAUGCUCCAGCUCCAUGGUGAAGGAGACCCUACCGGCCACGGACUUGGAUUCAGUUUCAUCAGAACUUCCAUGAAGGGCGGCUACAUAGAAGCAGUUCAGGGACCCUUGGCUACGUCAGCUGAUGCGAUGGAACGUGAGAAACGGGCGAACGGCGGCCACGCAUAUAACGUGAAGAAGCAGCAGGCAAUGUACGAGGAGGGCAUUCGUGAAAUCUGGGAGAAGCAGAAGGCAACCCUCUCGGACACGAAGGAGCAUGAUGUCAACGAUAUCGCAGCGACGGAAGACGAAGAUGAUAGGUUCAACGUUCAAUCAGCAGCCACGCCGGCCAUAUUCGACGACGGGAACAGCCAGAUUAGCGGUUUUACUUCGUCCAGCCGACACCCGAAACGAGCGAUUCGCAUCUCUCGAGAGGUGGAGCUCCCCGACGGAACGACGCAAACGAGAAUCGAGGUUGUUCAUGACCCAGUCGUCAUUUCACAGUAUAUCAAGCGGCGAACAGAAGCCGACUUGGAAAUGCGAGAUAUCUACAGCGCAAGGCCUACGGGCAAUGCCGACCACGACCGUCUUGCAAACCUUAGGAUCAAAAAGGAACUCGAACGACUGGAGAAAAACAAGGCCCGACGACAGGCUCGAGAGCAACAGAAAGAGCUUCACCAAAAAGCCAGCGCUGGCGACGCCGGGUCUCCUGGAGCCGAUAAGGUCCCUACAGGAACCACCCGCAAGUGUGCCAAUUGCGGUCAGGUUGGACACAUCAAGACAAACAAAAAGUACGGUAACUCCUGCUUGUUCCCUCCCAGUCUCACCACCUCCGCAUUAUGUCCUUUGCUUAACGGCACGAUGAAGGCGGAUAACGGCGCAUCAGAGCACGGCGGCUUUGGUAACUACAAUGCCCCCGCAGGAGGCGCAGGAUCACCGAGCUAG